Messenger RNA from Blastomyces dermatitidis ER-3, 2913 nucleotides. RefSeq names its product autophagy protein Apg9. Gene Ontology annotation, biological process: autophagy of mitochondrion; protein localization to phagophore assembly site. The record is from RefSeq and is a predicted model, not a curated record. The transcript is spliced from 2 exons. Lineage: Eukaryota; Fungi; Ascomycota; Eurotiomycetes; Onygenales; Ajellomycetaceae. Gene Ontology annotation, cellular component: autophagosome; phagophore assembly site. Bases 1 to 2913 code for a protein of 970 amino acids.
AUGACCUCGAACCUCAUUUCCCGCUUCCUCCCCGCCAAUAGUACCACCUCGCCCUCCAUCUAUGAAACUAUACAACAGUACGACAAGAAUUCGGACUCUUCUGAUAUUGAGGAACGGGCGGGGAUGUCACUGGACGAAGAGAACCUUAGAGGUCCCUAUGAGGACUAUGAGUUAGAAGAAGCGUUGGCAACAGCCUCAGACACCCAGUCAACGACUCAAAGCACACUGUCCCUACAACAGCCCCCCCGCAAGGCUCCUCAAGGGUUUCCAGGGAAGUCCAAAACUCCACGUAAAGCUAAUCGCCAUAAAUGGACACUCUCAUCCCCGAGACCGAUGGAAGACGAUAGAGAUGAUGAUGACGUUCCUGCUUCGUUGCUAGUGGAAGGGGAUGACGAUGACGUUGGCACACAGGGCCUCGCUGCUCCCCCUCCCCAUCGUCCUCCGAACCGCAACAUCCAUGAUAAUGAUGAUCCUCUUCCAUUAUCGACGCAAGGCACUCGAAAUCGCUGGGAUAGCGCGAGAGCACAUCAGCCCAUACACCCUAUACCCCCUAGAAUAGUUCCCGCUCCUCCUCGAGCUGGCGGCCAGCGUCGGGGUCUGGCAUUCGUUGACCCAAAAGAAAAAGCUAUGUGGAGAUGGGCCAAUGUUGAGAAUUUGGAUAAUUUCCUAGCAGACGUGUAUGACUAUUUUCUAGGCAAUGGGAUAAAGUCCAUUUUCUUAAGCCGGGUUUUGAACCUUUUGACCCUGGCAUUCGUAGUAGGUUUUACAGUAUUCCUAACCAGUUGCAUCGAUUAUCGACGUGUACCCAACAGCAAAACCAUGACGGAAAUCGUUGUCCCCCAGUGCGUUCGGAAAAUGUCCGCCUCCUCAACCCUCCUCCUAUGGCUCUUUUCAAUUUUCUGGAUUUAUCAAGCCGUUCGAUACUUACUAGACCUGCGACGACUCUAUCAUUUGCACGAUUUCUAUCACUACCUUCUAGGUAUUUCGGAUACCGAUAUUCAAACGAUAUCAUGGCAGGAGAUUGUGAGUCGAUUGAUGGCACUUCGCGAUUCAAAUCCGUCAACCGCGGGAGCUGUGUCUGCGAGGAAUAGGAAAUUUUUGGGUAGCCAAUCAAAACAACGAAUGGACGCUCACGACAUCGCCAACCGCUUGAUGAGGAAGGACAAUUACCUUAUUGCACUUUUCAAUAAGGAUAUCUUGGACCUGACGCUUCCGAUUCCAUUUCUCAGAAACCGACAACUUUUCUCACGGACUCUGGAAUGGAACCUUCACUUUUGUAUUUUGGAUUAUGUGUUCAACGAUCAGGGUCAGGUCAGAACCUUAUUUCUUAAAGACACUCAUCGGAAGGCUUUGAGUGACGGAUUAAGACGACGAUUUCUCAUUAGUGGACUUUUGAAUAUAUUUAUUGCCCCUUUUUUCCUCAUCUACUUCAUGAUGCACUAUUUUUUCCGCUAUUUCAACGAAUAUCAAAAAAAUCCUUCCCAAAUUGGCUCGCGCCAAUAUACCCCAUUAGCGGAGUGGAAAUUUCGUGAAUUUAACGAGCUGCGACAUUUAUUCCAACGCCGAAUCAACAUGUCCUACCCAUUUGCGACUCGAUAUAUCGACCAGUUCCCGAAGGACAAAAUGGUCCAAAUAGCACGCUUUGUUGGAUUUAUUGCUGGUGCAUUGGCAUCAGUUCUUGCACUCGCCUCCGUUGUCGAUCCGGAGCUUUUCCUGGGCUUCGAAAUAUCCCACGAUCGAACUGUACUAUUCUAUCUCGGUGUGACGGGAACAGUGUGGGCAGUGGCGCGAGGACUUGUACCUGAAGAGACCCUAGUCUUCGAUCCCGAAUUUGCUUUACGAGAGGUGAUAGACUUCACUCAUUAUCAGCCAGCGCAUUGGCAGGGCAAACUGCAUAGCGACGAAGUAAAAGCAGAGUUCGCAAUGCUCUACCAGAUGAAAGUGCUCAUCUUCCUUGAAGAGCUUCUCAGCAUAAUCUUCAUACCGUUUGUGUUGUGGUUCAGUCUCCCAAAGUGCAGUGACCGGCUGAUAGACUUUUUCCGCGAAUUCACGGUACAUGUGGAUGGGCUUGGUUAUGUUUGUUCAUUUGCUGUGUUCGACUUUAAGAAAGGCACCAAUGUCAUUCCCCAAAAUCAGGAUACCCAACAAGGCGGUGCCCAAGAUGCUGGUCAACGGGAUCUUCGAAAUGAUUAUUUUUCAACCAAAGAUGGAAAGAUGUUGGCGUCAUACUAUGGCUUUUUAGACAACUACGCCAACAAUCCGCAACCAGGUGCUCCAUAUAUCCACGCUCCAAACAGACGCCGUUUCCACCCUCCUCCUUCAUUUCCUGCCCUAACAUCCCCUCCUAUGAUGCCCGAGGCAAAUUACAUGGGCACUGGUCGACAAUACCGAUGGGACGCACAACAACGAUCUGUUACCCGACCAAACAUUGUAGGAUCCCAUGCCGGCGGGCACUCUAUAACACCUCGAACUCCCAGGUUUGGUGUCCCGGCUGCAGCUGGUGCGCACAACUCACCACUCGCUUCAGUUCUUCUAGAUCCGCAUCACCAACCAUCAACGUCAGGCUUCCGUCCGCAAAACCGAAACGUCGCACAAUCCCAGUACCGUCCAUCACGCCAGGCUCAUCCCAUGAACGAUACAAUUCGAGAUGAAGAUGAACCAUCCGGUACCAGUCAGAUUCUCCCAGGUCUUCACAGACAUCCCUCCUCCAAUAUGACAACGGGAUCUAGCGGUGCUGACGAUAGUCGUAUGGAGGAGUCUUGGCGGAUGAAUAUCAUCGAUGGUGAGGGUGAAACUGAUGAAGAAACGGAAAAUGUCCAAGAUGUCGUCGGGGGUGCGGGCGUACUUGGGUUGAUCCAUCAGUUCCAAAAAGUCAGCAAUGAUGGACGCGGUGGCGGGGCUGUCGGUAUUUGA